This is a messenger RNA of Condylura cristata (star-nosed mole), 1859 nucleotides long. RefSeq names its product cyclin-dependent kinase 9 (gene CDK9). The coding region runs from base 211 to 1329 and encodes 372 amino acids. Gene Ontology annotation, molecular function: ATP binding; cyclin-dependent protein serine/threonine kinase activity. The transcript has 7 exons. Gene Ontology annotation, cellular component: nucleus. Lineage: Eukaryota; Metazoa; Chordata; Mammalia; Eulipotyphla; Talpidae. Gene Ontology annotation, biological process: protein phosphorylation. The record is from RefSeq and is a predicted model, not a curated record.
CCUCCUGGCCUCCCGGGAACUACAAGUCCCAGGGGGCCUGGCGGUGGGCGGCGGGCGGAAGAGGCGGGGUCGGCGCCUCGAGGCCGGAAGUGGCCUUGGAGGCGGAAGUGGCGCGGCCGCGGAGGGGCCUGGAGCACGGCGGCGGGACCCGGGGCGGGAGCGGCGGCAGCGGCGGCGGCCGGGGGCGGCGGUGGUGCGCUGGAAGCGGCCAUGGCAAAGCAGUACGACUCGGUGGAGUGUCCCUUUUGUGAUGAGGUGACCAAAUAUGAGAAGCUCGCUAAGAUCGGCCAAGGCACCUUCGGGGAGGUGUUUAAAGCAAAGCAUCGCAAGACCGGCAAAAAGGUGGCUCUGAAGAAAGUUCUGAUGGAGAACGAGAAGGAGGGGUUCCCUAUUACAGCCUUGCGAGAAAUCAAAAUUCUCCAGCUUCUCAAACACGAGAAUGUGGUCAACUUGAUUGAGAUCUGUCGAACCAAAGCGUCCCCCUAUAACCGCUGCAAGGGCAGUAUCUACCUGGUGUUUGACUUCUGUGAGCACGACCUGGCUGGGCUGCUGAGUAACGUCUUAGUCAAGUUCACACUGUCUGAGAUCAAGAAGGUCAUGCAGAUGCUGCUCAAUGGCCUCUACUACAUCCACAGGAACAAGAUCCUGCACAGGGACAUGAAGGCCGCUAAUGUGCUCAUCACCCGAGACGGGGUCCUGAAGCUGGCAGACUUUGGCCUGGCUCGGGCCUUCAGCCUGGCCAAGAAUAGCCAGCCCAACCGCUACACCAACCGUGUGGUGACACUUUGGUACCGGCCCCCGGAGCUGUUGCUCGGGGAGCGGGACUACGGCCCCCCCAUUGACCUGUGGGGUGCUGGGUGCAUCAUGGCGGAGAUGUGGACCCGCAGCCCUAUCAUGCAGGGCAACACGGAGCAGCACCAGCUCGCCCUCAUCAGCCAGCUCUGUGGCUCCAUCACCCCUGAGGUGUGGCCCAAUGUGGACAAGUAUGAGUUAUUUGAGAAACUGGACCUGGUCAAGGGCCAGAAGCGGAAGGUGAAGGACAGGCUGAAGGCCUAUGUGCGCGACCCCUAUGCGCUGGACCUCAUCGACAAGUUGCUGGUGCUGGACCCCUCGCAGCGCAUCGACAGUGACGAUGCCCUGAACCACGACUUCUUCUGGUCCGACCCCAUGCCCUCGGACCUCAAGGGCAUGCUCUCCACCCACCUGACGUCCAUGUUUGAGUACCUGGCACCGCCCCGCCGGAAGGGCAGUCAGAUCACCCAGCAGUCCACCAACCAGAGCCGCAACCCCGCCACCACCAACCAGACAGAGUUUGAGCGCGUCUUCUGAGGACCGGCUGCUAUCAAGCUUUCCAUUAGGGCUGUUUUGUUUUUUUUCUUCUGCUACGUGACUCACGUUGUGGAGAGCUGGGGCUUUCUCCCUAGUGCGCGCUCUAUUUAACCCCCACGUUGGGCACUGGGAGCACUAGCUGAGCAGACUGGAGGAAGCUUUGGCUGCAGGUCCAGGAGGGCACGGAGCUGCCUUCCUGGUGCCCUGGCUUUUGGGGUGGUGUCCAGAGGACAGGACUGAGGCGGGAGCGGAGGCUCACCCCACCAGAGACUUGCGGUGUGCCCCCAGUGUGAUGGAGAAGUGGCCAGAUCCCCGUCCCCAGCCUUCUUCUGGGCUGAUGAGAAACUUGAGUGGGGUCAGAACCAGCCUUGGGAGCGGGCCGCCCUGGGCCUGGCUCCCAGCAGCACUGGCUGGUGGAAACUUGGUUUCUUCGAUGGAAGAAUUUUAUGGUGUUUCUUUUGUUCCGGUUGUUUGGAGACAUUUCUGGACAGUUUGGUCAGUUAUGAUUAAAGUUGACUUUUUUUCAGUGA